Molecule: messenger RNA, 2048 nt
Organism: Suillus subaureus
Lineage: Eukaryota; Fungi; Basidiomycota; Agaricomycetes; Boletales; Suillaceae
Exons: 3
Coding region: 412-1707 (431 amino acids)
Source: RefSeq, a predicted model, not a curated record
UGUGUGGAUGAGCUUGGGAUGAACAUUCGUGGCAAUUGUCUUGGCUGGGAUCUGCCUCGUUGCAAACACGCUUGUUGAUGCCAAACCCGACGAGAGCGUGAUAAUUUCCCGAUAAUCUGCAAAUUUCUUACUGGACGGAACGGAAAUAAGUCGCUUGCAGAAGUCUAAUCAUGGCGAGCAAAUCUCUCGCAACCCAGCUGGGAUAGCGAGAUCCCAGCCCCUACUGGUCCUCAUCGCUUCCCGUAACUGGCACGGGAUCUGAUGAUUCAGUCAGGUUCGCAGCCUCAUUAUAUAAAACCAGCGGCACUAGUAGCUUUUUCUUUCUUUUGCUUUGAUACUCAUUGAUUCGACCUCCUCCUCUGCGCAGAGUUAUCUGCAGGUUGGUGACACUUUGGAGGUGACGACGUUCUCAUGACAGAGUACACAUCUUCACCCGAGGCUGUUCAGGUCUUCAGAGACUCUCGGGAACGUACUGAGCACUGGGUGCGUUCGCACUCACCAUUCCAUUCCCAGUUCUAUUCCCCCGAAAGUCCCCCAUCUGUCGUCAGUGACAUAGAUAUCGACGACUGUAGCUCAGAUAACGGCAGUUCGCAUUCUUUGCCUCCGAAGAUGAUGUUGAGGUAUGGGGAUGGACGAGACAUUCCUAUCUCGCACUGGCACUAUGACAAUGGCUCUCACAAAGGAAGUAGUCAUAGUUCGAGUUCUCAUCCCCAUCUUCAACACAGCCAUCAACACCGUUCUCAUGACCGCUCGAGGUCUGCUGCUGAUGCAUAUCCUGCGCGGGGUCCUCGCCACCCCGAGUACACAGGGUAUCAUCACUCCCCAACACGAAAUGCACAUCGUGUAGUCCCCAGUGAAGAUUUGGAACCUGAGGAAAUACAAAUCCUUCCCUCUGACCCACACGCCACUCCCUAUGACUCAAGAAACGAAAAGUAUCGGCCGCGUAGAGCUUCAGAACCUUACCGGCCCGAACCCUUGCAAUCCCCGCCCCACAAAAACGCUGUAGAGAUCCUGGCAACACCCUUACCACGUCACGUUCCCAGCAAUCAUAGUACCGCUGCCCCACCAGUCACUUACUCUCAUUCACAACCCAUCCCUCAACAAUACGAGCAGCACCACCCUGCGCACUCGCAUUCGCGAAAUAGGCCUCCACCUUCGAUCGUAUAUGCACCCGGUUCUCACCACGCUACCGAUCAUUAUGCUCCACCAACAAUUGUGUAUGCCCCAACUAAGGCACCAGGCAUGACGUAUACAGUGUCUGCGCCUACGGGUUCAGGGUUUCCGCAAUACCCGCGUAUCACUCCUGCCCCAUACCCCACCGUCCACAGUCGUCUCGCGUCUAUUCAUGAAGAGGCACGGUAUGGGAUGAGAGGCCCCCUUCCAAGGGAAGAUCGGCCGAGAGUGCCUGCCCCGAUAAGCGAGGCUGACAGCUGCGAGUCGGGCAGCACCUACUAUGUUAUACCCACUCCUGGCCAGAAACCCGGACCCGCACCUUCCCUCUACACGGCCACGUCAACCACUAAAUCGCCCUCGUCACCUCAAUCUACCAGCACGGGAUUCAAGAAACCGUUUUUCAGCAGGCUUUUGAGCUUUGCGUCUGAUCUAUCAAAAGUAUCCAAAACCCCGAAAUUCUCCUCAAAGACCAAGUUGCGACGACAUCAUUCUUUAGACACGUCCACGGGCGGUCAUAUACGACACCGCUCGUGACAUUUAUACGUGUUCUGGAUAAUGAUUUCGAAAGGUUUUUGCAUUGAACGUUCUACUCUUUUACAUUUGUCUUGAUUGGAUAGACUUUGGAUAGACUUUAUGCAUUCAUAUGCACGCAUAUGCAUUGCCCUCACAUUGUACGACACUAACAGCACUGUAGCGCUAAUCUUCCACUCAUUUUCUUUUUUUCUCCUAGCGUUUAUCAGGUCGCCGUAAUAAUGACAUGUCGUAACAUUUAAAUCUGACAUCAACGUGGCACCUGUGAAUACACAUGUCAUUCAUUUACUUAUAAACAAACUUCCGCCUCAACGAAGCACCAAGAAACCGUUAAAUGAAUUGCC